AUGGCGAGACCCGAAAGUUUGACGGUGGCAGUCCACAAACUGGAAGCAAUUCUCGACCCAGGCCUACGACGAGAAGUUUCGCCCUGCACAGCAAGCGAUAUUGAAGAUACGAUAUCGAAGAUGAACCUCGCGGAUGCUAAUCUCCCCAUGAAGCAGUCAUUGGCAGAGCUCAAGGCGCUUGUUCAGAAAUUGGAGAAGUGGUGUCAUACAGAGGAACCAUUGUUAAGCAGGGACGAGUUUUCUUGCCUCAUCUGGGGUCCGAUGAAGUUUCUGCUUGAAGCUGCGCAGAAUGAGGAGAUAUUCGACAGACUGCUUGGCGCCUAUUCCAAGAUUGGGCAGGAGAUUGCAGAGUCUGUGGAAUUUGCUCAAUUCACUCAAUUGUGGGAUGAAAGCUUCUCCAAGGUGCUGGAUUUCCAUUGUGAAGCUCUGGAGCUUUUGAGAAACCCUGGAUUGGAUGCACUCUUCAGAUCAGAACCAAAGGAGAGCCACGAAAACCUUCAAGAAGUGCCAGAGGACGAAACAAGCGAUAUCAGGGACCCGAAAAGAUGUAAAAUCACCACGGAUAGCGAUAACGAAACACAAAAGGCCGAGGAGAACCACAAGUUGGCCAUGAGCGAGCUGAAGGUCAAACUUCAGGGCCCAGACUAUCGGAGAGAUCGUGAGAGGUUCACCCGACACAGGAUUGAGUUCAAUUCAGGGACUUGGAUCUUCUCCGAGGAAAAAUUUCAGUCUUGGUACCGCAGUACUGAUAACACGAUUCUGUGCAUCAGUGGUCUACUUGGCAUGGGCAAGACAGUGUUGAUGUCAACAGUGGCCAACAAGCUCCUGGCCGAGAAGCAGUAUCUCGGCAGUGAAACUUUCGUUGGCUACUUUUAUUUCAGCCAUAGCUUGCAAGAACCGCACAACAGCCUUCUACGUGCUCUCUUAGAGCAAUUCAUGGACCAGAAUGCGGUCUUGUUGAGCGAACUACUCGACAAGCAUAUUCAUGCUUACGCUGAUGGAAUAAGGGAGACAGAAAUGCUACAGAAACUUGUCAAACGAGCCAUUGAGACGCGCCGCACCACCUUCUUGGUCCUGGAUGGCCUGGACGAAUACACCCACAAGGAACUAGACCGGACGCGUUUCGACUCGUACCCGUCGAUAUCGUUGGAGAUAUCUGCCCACACCGAGGAUGUGCGGCGGUACUGUGGCAAGUGUUGCUUAGAGAUACAGGAAAAGUUCGGCCUGUUGAAAGACGAGCGGGAAGAGAUUUCUGAAAGGGUGGCACAAUUAUCAAACGGCAACUUCCUCCACGCUCGGGUCCUCCUUCGCCAUAUACUCAGCUAUCCAGCAACUAGCAACCCGGGGAUUGCGUUGCGGCCGAGUAUAUUUCCCGAGACAAUGAUUGGUGUAUGCCAGUGGAUCAUGUCUCGGUUGCAUUACUCCGAGGAUGGACCAAAACUGCUGGGUUUGCUCAUGGUGGCGGAACGACCCCUUCGAUGGCGGGAAGCCCAAGCAUUUCUUUGCAUAGACGCAGAAAAAUCAAGGGUUGAUGGCAGCAGUCGUGGCCGGAGCCUUCAAGCCAGGGAGCUCUGUGGAGGUGUGGUGGACGUUUACCGCGUUACGGGCGAUGAUUCGUGCUCCGAGGAAAUGAUUCGGAUCCUCCAUCCCAAGAUCAGAGAGUCCUUGUCGGCGCGAGAACCAGACAUGAUCAACAUUGGCCUUGAGCAUGCCAAGCUAUCCCGUUUCUGUUCCGAAUACCUGACAUCGCAACGAUUCAGAGCUGGUGUCUUUGCUGAGAAAGUCAUGACCUGGGAAGACAUUGAAUUUUAUGAGCCCCUGGAUUACACAGUCCAACACUGGUAUCACCACGCCAAGGCCACUAUCAAGGCUUACAGAGUUCAUACCGAGUAUGACGAGGCUAUCAAAUCGCUUGGAACUUUCCUCUGGGCGCACAUGAGGUACCGGAACGGAAAGCCCCCAAAAAGUAUCCAAGAUGUGCAAGACUUGUUCAAACACAUACGCGAGGAUGCGCAUGAGCGUAACUUGCAGUUGCAACUUGAGGGCCGAGUUAGUUUCAUUCGGAGACAGAUUGAGAACCUAUACUGGGACAAGGUACACUCUUGGGAGGGAGUACCUAAUGGCCUGGACGGAUCUGAACAGAAACUCAUUCUCAAGUGCCCAAAACCAUGGUGUUCCUUCUUCACUGGGAGUUUUGCAACCAUCAAGGAUCGAGAUUUUCAUCUGGAGCGUCACCAGAGACCCUUUUAUUGCGCUGUUCAAAAAUGUUUUGCGCAUGAGCUUGGCUUUGAAUCUCUACAAGGCCUGUACUGUCACCACUGGAGGUCGCACCAGCCUACAUUCCUACUACAGAGCCCUCAGUCUUCACAAGAUCUGUCACAGACCCUCGAAGAAGCAUCCAGUUCGGGAAACCCUGUCCUUGUGGAGGAGGCACUAAGUUUAGGCAAGUUCACAGAAAGCACUCUCACAGCCAAAUUAUGCAUGGCGGCUGGCCAGGGCUUCCUGGCUGUCUGCAAGCUCCUCAUUUCCAAGGGGGCAGAUGUCAAUGGACCUGGGGACGAGUCUGUGAAAAGCCCACUGGAGGCGGCUGCUUCGCGAGGAGAUGCAGACAUGGUAAAGCUGUUCCUGGAUCGGGACGUCCAUCCUAAAAAUCCCCCUGAAAUUUGCCCUGAAAUUCCCAGCGAAGCUUUGGGCAGAACAUGCAAGAAUGGUCAUUAUCGUGCUGCUAGGCCGCUUUUCGAGGCGCAAGGCUUUUCAAUUGAAGGCCCAGGGGACUUAUUACUAUAUUCUAUUCAGGGCGGCAGCCUGCCCUUGACUGAAUACCUCUUGAGCCAGGGACUGGGGUAUUCCAUCAACGAAAACUUGGUCAACUCGAUCAUGGACGCGUUUGAAGAGAUUCAACAUGGCCCCGAGGUUCUUGACAUGAUGUUGAGUAUGGGCAAUGGCAUUCUCAACGGGAAGUCGAUCGAGAGUGCCAUCAAACGCGGGCUCAUCCAAGAGGUGGAACUGCUGUUGCGUUGCCCAAGGUUACGGCUCACCUACACAGAAUCAGAUCGAAUUUUCCGGGUGGCGGUAGAUUCCAAUUCGACGGAACUCGUGCGCCUCUUGGGAAAGGUCAAGACUGUUCAUGCACUGUCUUGA
Molecule: messenger RNA, 3141 nt
Organism: Fusarium keratoplasticum
Lineage: Eukaryota; Fungi; Ascomycota; Sordariomycetes; Hypocreales; Nectriaceae
Product: NACHT domain-containing protein
Exons: 8
Coding region: 1-3141 (1046 amino acids)
Molecular function (GO): protein binding
Source: RefSeq, a predicted model, not a curated record